This is a messenger RNA of Cladocopium goreaui, 1705 nucleotides long. The record is from the annotation of a GenBank genome assembly. Lineage: Eukaryota; Dinophyceae; Suessiales; Symbiodiniaceae.
AUGGUCAACAAAGGUUGGGAGUCCAGAGUAGAUGUGGGAAAGUUCUUUUACACCUGGGUGCCUGAUGAGAAAUACAUCAUGCGUUUGUACGAUGAAGGCUUUCUGCACCCUGCCCUCACCGACUUUGAGAAAUACAUCUCUGAGUUCUAUGAGGUGCCGCUGGGAGAGUGGAUGUAUGGAUGGGAUUUGGAUCCCAUUGAGGACGUGAUUGACCUAGUGCAUUUCCUCGCCACCCAGCGGAAACUUGCCACCGACAAGAAUGAGAAGGAUGUUGUUGGGGAGAUCAAGAAGGAUGCGGGGGUCAAGGGAGAAGGUUCCUGGGGAUUCUGCAGUUCGUUUUCGGCAUCGGAAAAAAGGGCCGGAGCUUCAGAACCAAAACCAAAAGCCUACCGAGGCCUGGACUGUGAAAUGGGCACCUUUGACUCAGAAAGGGCCCUUGAGAACAUGAACCUGCCUGAAUUGAUCAACUACGCCAAGAACUAUGACAUGCAAGAAGGAAUCCCGGAUACCACGCCUGAACAUGUCCUUGCAACCAUAUGGGCCAUUAGUGACAUGUGGGACAAGUAUGGUGUCGACCAACCUGAUGACGUUGCCUGGUGGUUGACACAGGCUGCCUAUUUCAUGGAUGUCCCCAAGACUGAACAUUCGUGCGGUCAUCUACUCGAGAAGGACCUGCUUGAGGACAUUAGCCAGAGAAAGGUUAGGCCCAUUAAUCCACAUGCCCAGCGCCUGCUGGCAGCCCAAGCUCGGGAAGCCAAUCCAGCCAAGGCGAAAGCCAAAUCGAAGACCACACCUGCUGCAAAGGCCAAGUCAGCCACCAAAAAAAAGCAAGAGUUCAAGGGUGACAGUGGUGACGAUCAUCACACAGGUGCGGAACCCCCCAAAAAGAAAGCUAAGAAAUCUUCCGAUGGCGGGAACGAACCACCGCCAACCCGCACAGAGUAUUCCCGAGCAAAGAAGUCUUUCAUUGAUCAGAUCAAAGCGACCGAGGGAGACGUUUGGUCUCUCAGGGAGCUGCACAAGAGGUGGAAGGAAUCGGACGUGUUCAAAGGACUGAUCGAGGAGAUGGGGGACAAAGAGGCCCAUCGCCGCUUGCCGCCCAUUACUGAUGAGCAGCAGCUGCAUCUUCUAGAAGUCUUUGCUGGAGAAGCCAUUAUUGCCAGUGGAUGCCGCUUCUUUGAUCUGAAAGCGGAAUCAACAGAUGUCAAACCCUCAGUUUCCGAACUCUGGUAUGUGAUCCAAUUGCUCACAGGUCACGUGGAUCCACACACCGGGGAUGGUUCAGAAGUCGAGGUGAAACUUGUGGGUACUGCCCGGUGGUUGAAGGAGCUGGGUGCACCUUUGACACCUCUUCGAAAGCAACAGUUGAAGCGUAUCAAAAGUUUCUUGAAGUUACAAACUGUUCGAGUCUACACAUCUUCUUCGGGUGUACGGCGCUGUGCCGGAGGUAAAGAUCUCCGGGCUACUCAGAAAUACCCUGGUCAGUUGGGAUUGAAGGUAGGGGAGCUCUUGCAGAAACAGCUGGAGGAACAUCGCCAGCAGGCUUCCCUUAUGAGUGACGAGGGUAUGGAUUUUUGUGAUGACAGCUCGAGUGAUUCCGAUGAUAGUGGUUUAGAAUCACUUGUGAACGGUAAAACAAACCGUUCGGCCGUUCGGGGUGACCUUUCGCGCUGAAACCAAUCAGUGACUCAACUUCGGGUGAAAA